CAGCAACAGAAACCAGAAACCAGAAAUAUUAGCCUCUUUUGAUGACUAAGAUAUUCAGUUGACUCCAACAAACAAUUCUUCUAUUUUUUUCAUUUUCUUUUGUGAUUUUAUCACUUGUCAUCUCGGACAUUAUCUCCCGACUUUCCACACAUCUAACCUUCAAACUUCUCACCGCCCCUUCACUGACUCAAGAUCCAGAUAAUAAUAAUAAUACCCUCCAAUUUUGCAAAUAAAGGGUAUAUCAUAUUCAGCCUGUCAGGCGUUCCAGCCAUUUAUUUAGAGUCACUUAAGCACCACUUUUCCAAUCAAGGACAUCAAUAAAGCUCAAGUCCUUUGCAUCCUAUGGUUUGUGGUCAGACGCGACUCCAUUAAUGGCUGCAAAUUUGGGAUCUUUGAGGCAAAGCUUUGCGGACAGAAGCAAAGAAAGAUUACUUUCAAGGAAGUAUAACUCUGACGUGGGAUUUGAUGAUUCUUUCUUCGUCUAUGAGGGCUGUUGGCACCGCUUCUUUCGGAUCAUUGGAGAGAGCCUCUCCGGUUGGUGGAAUGAUGUUAAGGGAACUGCAGUUAGUGCGUACGAAAUGGGAAGAUCUGACCCCAGGAAAGUGGUCUUUGCAGCAAAAAUGGGCGCUGCUUUAUCUCUGGUUUCCGUGCUGAUUUUUUUUAAGGAGCCCUUGAGUUAUAUUGGCAAAUACUCCAUCUGGGCUAUCCUAACUGUUGUUGUUGUUUUUGAGUUUAGCAUAGGGGCUACCCUAAACAAAGGGUUUAACCGUGCACUGGGUACCUUAUCUGCUGGAGCACUAGCACUGGGGAUUGCAGAAUUGUCUGUGAUGGCUGGAAAAAUGCAAGAAGUGGUAAUUGUGAUCAGCAUUUUUAUUGCAGGAUUUUUUGCUAGUUAUUUGAAGCUGUAUCCAGCUAUGAAGCAGUAUGAAUAUGGGUUCCGGGUGUUCUUGUUGACAUUUUGUAUUGUACUGGUAUCUGGGACUUCAAGUUUCGUUCAAACGGCUGUUUCCAGGUUGCUCUUAAUCGCUGUUGGGGCUGGUGUUUGUUUGCUCAUAAAUGUAUGUGUUUAUCCCAUUUGGGCUGGAGAAGAUUUGCAUAAACUAGUUGUGAAAAAUUUUAAGGGAGUUGCAACCUCUCUGGAAGGUUGUGUCAAUAUGUAUUUGCAGUGCAUUGAGUACACCAGAAUUCCCUCCAAAAUUUUGCUCUACCAGGCUUCAGAUGAUCCUCUAUACAAGGGAUAUAGAGCUGCAGUAGAGUCCACUAGCCAAGAGGAAACUCUGUUAGGUUUUGCUGUUUGGGAACCACCUCAUGGUCGUUACAAUAUGUUCAGAUAUCCUUGGAGUGAAUAUGUUAAAGUCAGUGGUGCUCUAAGGCACUGUGCAUUCAUGGUGAUGGCAAUGCAUGGAAGUAUACUUUCAGAAAUACAGGCAUCAUCUGAACUAAGGCAAGUUUUUAAGGAUGGGAUUCAGAGAGUUGGGACAGAAGGUGCUAAAGUGCUACGGUUGCUUGGUGACAAAGUAGAAAAGAUGGAAAAACUAUCCCCUGGAGAUCUGCUUCAGGAGGUUCAUGAUGCCGCUGAGGAUCUGCAAAUGAUGAUUGACAAAAAAUCAUAUCUUCUCGUAAACGCAGAGAGUUGGGAAAGUGAAAAACGACCUGGGAAAUUUGCAGAUGCUGAACUGCUUCAAGAACUCAAGGAUAAUGAAUACAAGCCAUUUGUUAUCAACUCUCUAAGUGAAUCAGCUAAUCUAAAAUCAAGUCAGACGUUGCGGAACUAUGAUCCCCAGAAUCCAAACCUGAGCGUCAAUCUCUCGGUUUCACAAUGGGGUUCUGGAGAAGAUGUGCUUAGACAGCAAACAAUGUGGCCUUCUCGGCUCUCACUUAUUGGUGAAAACAUUCUCAAUGAGCGCGAAGUACGGACAUAUGAAAGUGCAAGUGCUCUGUCUCUUGCAACUUUUACUUCUUUGUUGAUUGAAUUUGUUGCCAGGCUUCAGAAUCUUGUGAACUCAUUUGAAGAACUCAGCGAGAAAGCUCAAUUCAGUGAGCCUGUAGAUUCAACUGAAACUAAAGUGGUGGUUGGUUUCUGGGCCAAACUGUUAAAACGCAUUUGCUGCAAGGAUUAGUGCGACCUCAUUACCUUCGGGUGGAAAUUAUUUUUUAUACUCUUUUUUAAGCGAUGAUGUAGUGAUAUCAUUAAGAUGGUAAUAUUAUACCAACACAAGCAGAACCGCUGGUUUAUGGUGUUCAACAGCUUGCAGGGCUUUCAGAGCAUUGUCUCUGUCUGUCAAGGAUUGUACAGGUGUACUACUUGGGAUGGUUAUACUUAGGAACUAAGCUCUCGGGAACACUGAAAAUGUAAUACCUUACGACUUGUUUUAUGAGGAAACUGUAUCGGGACUGUUCAUUUGCUCCAAGUACAUCUUAGAGCUGUGUUAAACAAGUGUUGUGGUCU
This is a messenger RNA of Sesamum indicum (sesame), 2449 nucleotides long. RefSeq names its product aluminum-activated malate transporter 4. The record is from RefSeq and is a predicted model, not a curated record. NCBI's taxonomy places the organism in Eukaryota, Viridiplantae, Streptophyta, Magnoliopsida, Lamiales, Pedaliaceae. Gene Ontology annotation, biological process: malate transport.